AUGCAACUCACCACUGCCCUGCUUGUGACCGCUGGCUUGUGCACCUCUGUGUAUGGCCAGGGCUACGCUGACGAGUGUAUCGACAUCUACCUCAAGGAGAGCUGGUUGGUGGGAACAUGUCCCACCAGCGACGGGACUGGGACCAUCACCAGCAGUGUCUUCCUCCCCAACAAGAUCACUAACACCGGCGGCACCCUCGGAUCCUGCGGUGAGUGUCAGCUUCUCGCCGGUGGAGGAUCUUUAGAUUGCCUCUGCGAGGGUCCUUACGGGACAAUCAACAAGAACACCACUUUGAACCUGGAGGAGCACAUUGCCAACUAUGAUGGACAUCUGCUCUCCAACCUGACGGGCAGCGUCACCUCCAUCCCCGCCAACUCGUCGUGGCCUGUUCCAUCGGACUUUGAUGUGCAACUGCAGACUGCGAGCUCCAACAACAACUGUACCACAAUCGGGGGGUAUAUUUCGCUGAACGAUCCGCAGGACUGCUACUAUCUCAAUGUGGGGGUGCAAUACUACUUUUAUGCUGCGCAGACGGUCAACAACCAGGGAUGGGAGAUUGCAGCAUACCAUGACAGUACAUGCAACGGUGAGCCUGCGGGGACGUUUACUCCAGACAACGAUGAUAUCUGCCUCACCUUUCCUGAUGGCGUCACGGGGUUUUCGGUGACUCCCCUGUGGAAUGCCGAUUGA
Messenger RNA from Aspergillus aculeatus ATCC 16872, 690 nucleotides. RefSeq names its product CVNH domain-containing protein. The record is from RefSeq and is a predicted model, not a curated record. The transcript is spliced from 3 exons. Bases 1 to 690 code for a protein of 229 amino acids. NCBI's taxonomy places the organism in Eukaryota, Fungi, Ascomycota, Eurotiomycetes, Eurotiales, Aspergillaceae.